Aureobasidium namibiae CBS 147.97 is the source of this 1431-nucleotide messenger RNA. RefSeq lists its product as uncharacterized. The transcript has a single exon. The record is from RefSeq and is a predicted model, not a curated record. Gene Ontology annotation, molecular function: protein binding. Lineage: Eukaryota; Fungi; Ascomycota; Dothideomycetes; Dothideales; Saccotheciaceae. Bases 1 to 1431 code for a protein of 476 amino acids.
AUGGAUGCGCUACCUCUAGAACUCAAGCAGCGUAUCUGUAGCUUCCUGACACCAAAAGACCUCAAGCCGCUCAGACUCACCUCCCAGAUCUUUACCACGGCAGCCGAACGCUACUUCAUCAACCGCUUCUUCCUGUUCAACUACCCGGACAGUAUUCUCGCACUUGGCGAGAUUGUUGAGCAUGAAGUUUUUAGCAAGUACCUUACCGCAAUAGUUUGCGACACUUCAACGCUCAAAGUAUACCCAAGCUAUGAGGAUUGUCGGCCUGCGCCGCCGCCGCCUUCUUGGGACGAUUACUGUCCAGAAACUCUGCUUCUCAACGAUACGGAAAGCUAUGCUCCAACGACCGGACAAGUCGUGCAACGUGCACAACAGGAAUAUCAGGUUGCUUUCAAAGAUUGGGAGGCGAAGAUAAGGAACAAAGAGGCUCGCCGGGACUGGUACCAAGCAGUGGUAUACAAGAACCCAGGUGAAGCACAUCAUCUCAGAGUAACAUCGACACUUCGGAAAGCGUUCGAAAAAUGUCCACAACUCCGCAAUCUUGUUCUCUCCAGCCAUCAUACGUCAAUUGUCGAGCAGAGAAGAUUCGACAUGCUGGGCAUGGUUGCACAUGGCAUUCGUGAUAUGCCUUGUUGGUUCGGGUAUCUCAUCAAGAUCUCGGGAUCCCUAUUGCAGCUCAAUCCUCUUACCCUGCUAUGCACUGGCUUCGAGGGACAGCCUGCUGAUCAAUCAGAUCUUGCACUACCAAACCUAAAGCACCUUCGAAUCAACUAUUUGUCCAGCGAGCUCUUGUACGGGAAUGAGUCGACCAAUUGUGCUCUCAUCCUUCGUGGCGCAAAAUCGCUUGAGACACUGAGUCUCGCACUUCCCGAGCACGAAAUCACCGACAUCAUCGAAUCACUUCGAUCGGACUAUCUUCGAGUUUGUCUUCUCCGCUUUCGUAGGAUUCAAGGCAGUACCUUGGCCGAAGUUCUUCUCCACCACGCCCCGUCACUGCAGCGACUUGGACUUUCUCACGGAUCUGCUUUUGAUGGCUGGUUACCGGUUUUCAAGUAUGUCGCUGGUAGAUUGCCGGCACUUCGACGUGUGCAGCUCCAACACUUGAAGGAGAAUUCGUAUGCCAAUAUGACACCAGAAAGCGCCCAGAAAGCCGGACGUUUUAUCGUAUUCGGAGGCUCAGUUCCUGUGCUCCAAUUCAAGAGAGGUUAUGGGGGAGCGGACUUCUGGUCUAAGUCUGACAGAGAAAUUGAUGAUGAUGGCCCGCAACAGAGCGAGCCCUCGCCCGGCCUCUGGCAGGACUAUGAAAGCAUGGCGGUCGAGGGUUGGGACGGGGAUUCAUGGUUGCAAGCCUAUGAAGAUCGUGCACUCAGCACUGCUAUUUCGCAAAGAAGGUUGGAUGGAGGAAGACCAGAAGAAGGCCCUGCAAGCUGA